Messenger RNA from Effrenium voratum, 1617 nucleotides. NCBI's taxonomy places the organism in Eukaryota, Dinophyceae, Suessiales, Symbiodiniaceae. The record is from the annotation of a GenBank genome assembly.
AUGGCCUGCGAUGCCGUUCCUUUGCGCGGCGUGCGGGUUCCGGGGGUUGACUCUUCGUCACAGCUGGGCAAUGUGCGCCGCUCGCUGCAGGGCUACGUGCGCUGCUUCCCACCAGGGGACUACUUCCGGUACAAGAAGUUGGCGCAGGCGGUGGUGUGGGCAGAGGUGCUCUUUGAGCCAGACACCUCGGGCGCACAGAACCUAAGGCGCUCCUGCAGGCUUGCGGCUGGCACGUUGGCGCUGCUGCUUUGCGUGAACCUCUUCGCUUGGAACGGGGUGCGACAGCUGCUCGAACACGGCCCUGGUGGGGCGCACUUCGCGGACCUCAGGGAGUCGCUCGCCGCCAAAGAGGCUCUGGGCGCGCUGGAGCUCGCGGUGAAGCUGCCAUGGGCGGAGCAAAACGCGGCAGAGCCCUGGCCUUUCUUUGCGCUGCUGGCCAUCCUGUCGGAGCGCCUCGCCUCGACGAGUACGAGCUCAACGGCCUCGAGGAGCCUCGCGCCGCUGGAGGCGUUGUGGAAAGCUUGGCUGGAGUCAGGCAACUGGUCCCUGCCCGGCGAGGCAAAGGCGGAGGCGGAGGUACAAGGAGUCGACUGCGAUGCGGUGACCGCCAUGGGCGCCGUGACCUCUGCGCUCGCUGCGCUGCCGGAGCCGAGUCUGCAGAGUUCGGCGCUGCCUUUGGCCUGGGAGGGCCUAGCGCGGCCGAUCUCAGAGGUGCCUCGGAAAGCUUUGGCCACGGCGCAGGCGCAGGUGCUGCGGUGCCGCCAGGCCUCAGAUUCUUGGCAUCGCCUGCUGUCACCCUCCUGGGGCACCUUCUGGCGAGGCCUAGACCGGCUGUCAGCAGCACGGGAUGUGAUGGUGUCCCUACAGCUGCAGCUGGAUGACAGGAUCCACUUGUCGGAGAAAAGCCGCGAGCUUCUGCGGAACCACUCUGUGCCGGUGGCCUUUUUCAUGAGCCUUCAUCCACCGCACCUCCCCACGAAGGCGGCGGAGGAGGGCUACUGGUUCCUGGCCGACCGCAUCCGCGCGUCCGGCUCACCCCACUGCAAUCCAGCAUUCCUCUACGUGGCGGAGAUGCUGGAUUUGCAUCGGAGCAUCAAGCAGAUCGCUUCGCCCAUGCGUUUGGUGGACAUAGGAGCUCACUUGGGCGACUGCGUCCUUUGGGCCGCCGCGCGCUGGUCAGACGCCCGGAUAUUGGCUGUGGAGAUGCGUGCCGACAACGCUGGACACCUCCGACGUGCAGCGCAACUGGGCGGGCACGAAGGCAGGUUGGAGAUCCGGUCGCUGGAGGUGACCUCUGCAGCUUCUGCCUGCGACCCCCUGCAGGGCAGGUCGACCAUUGACUGCAUUCUGGACCACUGGGCGCAAGAGGAGAUAGAGCUUGUGAGCGUCUUCCUGGGUGGGGAGGGGGAGGUCCAGGCACUGCUUGGGGGGCUGAAGUGGCUGCGCUCCAAGCGGCUGCAGGGGGUGCUGGUGAGGAGCACGAGCUCGCCCAUCGAGAGCUUCUGGCGCCUUUUGGAGGAGCAUUCGUUGCCCUACCGGCUGGUGACGUUGCGCACAGAGCACGACCUGAUUCUCGUCCGGCUAGACUCGUACCUGGACCACUUGCUGAAGCGAUAG